CGACCGUUACCAAAUGUGUGUCUGAGUCAAGGAUUGACAGUACAGUACAUGUACACACAGUACAGAGCACAGAAUGCCUGAAUACUCUCGCGAUGUCUUCAGCAAGUACUCUAAUGAGCAGCUCCUAACGUAUAUUGAGCAGCAGAAUGAUCAGAUGGGCAGGUUGGAAACAAGGUUUAGAGAUGUGGUGAGAGCAUACAAGGGAGUGCUGACAGAGAAGGAUGCACUAGAAGCAACCGUUAAAGCGCUUAGUAUCUCUCAAGAAGAUGAUGCUGACUCGGCACUACCAGGAGAGGGGGACCGCCCCUCAGACAACGAGACUGAUUAUGAGACGUUGAAGAGUAGCACUGGUGACUGUGUGAGGAGUGAGGGCGUGAGGAGUGACUUGAGUGAGGCUGGUGACUCGGGUGCUGAAACAAAACCAAUUAAGGACCAUCUUUCUCCUUCAGGUGGGUUUAGACACCAGCUAAAACAGCAGCUAUCCACUGUCACUGCUGCCAUGGCUACUCUAAAUGUGGAGAAAGCCAAAAUGGAGAGCAGCUUUCAAGAGGACAAGAAAGCCAUGGUGGCCCAGCAAGACACACUGUCCAGGCUAUUACAGACUGAGAGAGAUAGUUUCAAGAGAGAGAGUAAGGAGCUUCGGAGGCAAAUAGAACAGAUGAGGGAGAGUCUGAUAUCAGAGCAGCAUUCACGACAAGAAGAACAAGAGACCAACGCUCAAAUGCUCCGGGAACUACAGGCACUCAUCGCAACCGAGAGAGACCACAAGAAAGCCCUCAACGUUGAGCUGGAAGAGCUCAACAGAGAACUGUAUAAUGUCCGAGAGCAAGUCUCCCGAGAAAAGGUGCACGAGUACGAGGAACUGAUACAAUCCAUAUCAGUGGAGCUAGAGCAAGUCAAAGGUCAACUAGCGGUGGCCGAGAAGAAACACGACCCCUCUCCUCAGAUACUCAAACUAAAGCAAGAGAUGGCAGCAAUCAAAGUGGAGUGUGAAGGACAGGUGCGAACAGAACAGGACAAACUAACUGAAUGUGAGGAGAGGCUUAAACUACAGGCUCAGCAUGAGGAGGAGCGAGUAGCCGGCCUUGAGGCAAAACUAUCAUCACUCUCUGAGACUAUCGGAGGCUACGAACGACUGAGAGAGAACGACCAAGCCACUACACAUCGACUGAAGGAGAGAGUGGCUCAACUGGACUCAGAGAAUACAGCUUUAACCAAGGAACACGUUGAGAGAGAGGGUUUCUCAAUUGCUGAGACAGCAGCACAAGUCAAAUCUCUACAGGAGAAGUUGGCCAGACUCAAAGCCUUGCUAAAGCUGGCUACAGUGAGGAUCAAUGAUGGAGCUGUACUGCCAGCCAACAUGGAGGAGCUCUCUCUGAACGAUUAUUCUGACAUGCUCUCGUCUCAGCCAUCAGGGAAGGAGUACAAACAAGAGCUGAGUCAGCUGAAGGAGGAGUUUGAACGCUACAAGACAAGAGCACAGUCUGUACUAAAGAAUAGGGGAGGAGUCUCAAAGGAUGGAGAAAGUGGUGGUCGUGAGCUGGAGGAGGUGAGGAGAGUCAACGAUGUGUUGUCUCGAGAGGUGGAGACAUUGCGAGGGUUGUCAGAGGAGGCGGGGCAGGAGCACUCUCAACAGCUGCAGGCACUACGGGUAGAGAUGAGGGACAUGGACACUAGACACAGGAGGGAGGCUGCAGAGACUAACAGCCAGUACAAAAGUAAACUGAGUGAACUUGAGACACAGGUGCAGGCUACUCGUUCGCGUACUCUCAAACUACUGAAAGAAAAAGACACUGAAAUACAGAAACUGAGGACUGAGCUACAGACAGGUGGGCGUGGCUACUCCGAGUAUCCCAUGGAAACGAAACGCCAGCUGUCCAGUCAAGGGAGCACGUCGAGUCUACCUGAGGGUGGGGAGGAGGGAGAGGAGCGUGGUGGUCUCAACCUGCCUAUCAAAGGUGCUGACUCAUCAAAUCCACUGCAAGAACUGCUUGAUAAAGUACCGAAUUCCCCGUCAGUGGGUGGGCGGAGACUCCUUCACGAUGUACAGGAGACGGCGGCUCGAGAUGGAGAACUGGCAAUUGCUCGACGGAGGAGGGUGGAGCUAGAGGACUUGAACAGGGACCUUGUUGUUAGGGAGCAGAUACAUUUUGAGCAGAUCGGUUUCUUGAAAGGAGAGAUAAGGAAGCUGGGAAGAGACAGGUCUAGAGAAACUGAGAGUAUGGAGUAUCUAAAGAACAUUGUCAUGCACUACAUGUGUGCUGACUCAGCAGGUCGAGACCAGCUUAUUAAUCCCCUAGCAACCGUCCUACAUUUCUCCCAAGAUGAGGUGUCUGAAGUGAAGAGAAAGGUUGCUGCAAGAAGAUGGUUGUCUGCAGCUCCAAAGUGAUAAACUAUAUUAGUGACAAAGUUUUAAUAAUUAUAUCUUUUAUUGUACAAUCAAUCUCAAUUGCAUUCAUCAUCACUUGUAAAAAGAAAUCUUAUGAAAAAAUUAAAAAACA
Molecule: messenger RNA, 2501 nt
Organism: Halichondria panicea
Lineage: Eukaryota; Metazoa; Porifera; Demospongiae; Suberitida; Halichondriidae
Product: GRIP and coiled-coil domain-containing protein 1-like
Exons: 21
Coding region: 74-2389 (771 amino acids)
Cellular component (GO): Golgi apparatus
Source: RefSeq, a predicted model, not a curated record